AUGGAGCGGUCCGGAGCCUGGCGUGUGUGUCCUGGCCGCCGCCCGCCGGAGCUCGGGCUGGCGCUCGGGCUGGUGCUGCUGCUGGUGCGGACGCCGUCGGGCCGCGCGGGGGCCCCUAAGGCGCAGAAGACCGCGACGCCGGGCACAGCGGCCCCGGCCGGUGGAGACCGCUGCCGCGGCUACUACGACGUGAUGGGCCAGUGGGACCCGCCCUUCAACUGCAGCUCGGGCGCCUACAGCUUCUGCUGCGGCACGUGCGGCUACCGCUUCUGCUGCCACGACGGGCCGCGGCGCCUGGACCAGAGCCGCUGCUCCAACUACGACACGCCGGCCUGGGUGCAGACUGGCCAGCCGCCUGCGCGCACCCGGGACAUGGCGGCGCCCCGGGACCCGGGCCGCGAGCGCAGCCACACGGCCGUCUACGCGGUGUGCGGUGUCGCCGCGCUGCUAGUACUGGCCGGCAUCGGGGCGCGCCUGGGCCUCGAGAGGGCGCAGAGCCCCCGCGCGCGGCGCACCGUGAGCAGAACACUGACAGAGCUUCUGAAGCAGCCGGGCCCCCAGGAGCCACUGCCCCCACCACUGGGCCCACCUCUGGGCAGCUGUGUCCAGGUGCAGAUGGGUGAUGGUCUCCCUCGGGGCUCCCCCCAUAUCAGCAUAGACAAGAAGCGCCCCAACAACGCGCCCCUGGGGUUGACGACACCGGGGCCCCCGCGCGGUCCCCGGCUGCAGGGCUGCGGCACCAUGACGCUGCAGCCCUACUACGCCAAAUACACCACGCUCAAGGCCGCAGGUCUGACCGCCCCCCCCCUCCCCCGCCCUGUCCCUGCAGAGGCCGCCCCCCAGGACUUCUACCAGCAUUUCUGCGCCUCGGAGCCGGCCCCACUGACCCUCCCGGCGCGGGCACCGCGGCCUCCCGAGGACUUGCCCGCGCUGCUCGACGCCUGCCCCUGGGCCCCACCGGGCUACGCGUCCCGGCCCUGCCCCACCUCAUCGAGCCACUACAAGGCCACUACAAGGCCGGGACAGCCGGCCGCCCGCAGUCACCUGGCGGCCCAGGCCUCCACUGCAUCCGGGCGGCCUAGCCACGCGCCCCGGCGCCAGUUUAGCGUGGAGAAGCUGCCUGAGGCCUUUAGCGCGCAGCCCCCUGGCUUCUACGGCAGCGCGGGCCGGGGACCCCGGCACCUGAGCACCAACGGCAAAGCUGAGGUUACCGUGUGAACACUGGGACGCUGGUCCUCCCGAGGCAUCGCCCAGAGCCCUCGUCCGCCGGGGGCC
Trichechus manatus latirostris (Florida manatee) is the source of this 1275-nucleotide messenger RNA. It is a transcript of the gene SHISA8, whose product is annotated as shisa family member 8. NCBI's taxonomy places the organism in Eukaryota, Metazoa, Chordata, Mammalia, Sirenia, Trichechidae. Gene Ontology annotation, biological process: regulation of short-term neuronal synaptic plasticity; regulation of AMPA receptor activity. Bases 1 to 1218 code for a protein of 405 amino acids. The transcript has 4 exons. Gene Ontology annotation, cellular component: postsynaptic membrane; dendritic spine membrane; postsynaptic density. The record is from RefSeq and is a predicted model, not a curated record.